AUGUCCUCCGCCAGCACAAACUCAUCCAAGCGCUUUGGCUCGUCGUCUUCCGCCUCAUCAGAAUCAGGACUAUCUACUGAAUCUUACCCUCCCACCAGCUACAGAAACAGCAUGGACUCUUCAGCCCCUCGACCACCAGUCGCCUCCGUCGAGGUCUUGCGCUGCAUGCGUUGUGCUCGCUCGGUCGAAGCUACUUCGACUGACGAUGUGAGCUCAACCGGUAUGGUGCGCAUCGCUCACAACCUCUACUACUGCGAACGUUGCGCAAAGGCGGUCGGCUACAAGUAA
Molecule: messenger RNA, 288 nt
Organism: Metarhizium album ARSEF 1941
Lineage: Eukaryota; Fungi; Ascomycota; Sordariomycetes; Hypocreales; Clavicipitaceae
Exons: 1
Coding region: 1-288 (95 amino acids)
Source: RefSeq, a predicted model, not a curated record